AUGAGCCACCACCGACAUUCCUACAGCCGUGGUAACGGUCGUACGUCUGUAUUCAAUCGUUUGGGAAGAAGACGUCAGGAUUACAACCCGAGCUAUCACUCAUCCACCUUUGACGAUCCCUACCUUGAUGACGAUCAGCACGAUGAGUACGCCUCGUCCCCGUAUGAAUAUCAACCCUAUGACAGCUAUAUGGAAGACGAAGAUGACCAUGUCGAUACGAUGCCUCCUCGAUAUGGUGGUUAUCGUCAGCAGCAGCGCUAUCAUGGUUAUCGUAGCAAUUACCACCGUUAUGAGCCAUCACCAUCCCCUCCACCAACGACAAGGUCGACAAAGCGAGUUGGAAGUUACUCACCAAGCGAAAUCAUCAUCACUGCACCAUUGGGUGGAGGAAGAAUCAUAUCCAAGGGAGAACAAUCUUCACAUCCACAAAUGCUGACAGCCUCUUUUACUCCCUCUCCUUCAACAACACCUGGCUAUGAUAGUGCUGUACCAGCUCACAUUUCACCACCACAAACGACAGCAGCAGUAUGGUUAAAUCAACAAUCACAUCAGCAGCAACCUCCCUAUUCGAAUGGAGCACCCAUGGAACAUCAUCAUCCAUAUCCAGUGAUCGAGACAAGCCAUCCACCACCUAUGAUCAGCCAACCAUUAGUUUCGCAACAUCAUGAGCUCCCAUCUCCAACUACUACCCGGUACUUGAACGGUUCGGAGCUAAACCAGAUUGCCAUGACAACCCAACAAAAGCCAUCACCACGACGUGGUGGUGAUAGUUAUAUUCCCAAGUACUCACGCCAAUCACAUGAUGAACCUCGUCCCAGCAAGAAACAACGCGUUGAAACCACCAAAUCAAAGCACACUGCAAAAAAUGAUACGUCCAAAGCAACAUCGGCACAAAAACCGACAACGAAUGUGACACCCAAAGUGCGCCCUGAAAAGUCUUCACCACCAAAGAAGCAAGCACCAUCUACAAAGAAUAGCACUAGUACGACCUCAAGCAGCAAAGGGAAAUCACCAUCGUCACGUGUUGAUGAAAAGCCGGCAACCCAAUCGAUGCCCCCUAAGGCAUCUUCUGAAUCGAAUAAGAAGAAGGCAGCAGCAGCAGCAGACACAUCAAAAUCCAAGAUGUAUCCAUCUCAAUCACAGCAACCUGCUGAAAGAAAGAACGAGAUGUCACCAUCUGGGGAAUCAGUGAUCUCUAUGGAUAUUAGUGUCGGCGAGCAAUCGGAUAUCAUGUUGCCAGAUUGGUCGAUUGAAACCGAAGAAGAAUUUGUAGUCGACACUAAGCAACAACAACAACAAGAGAAGAUCAGCAAUAGCACCCAACAGCGUGAUAAAGAGGAACCCAAACUUCAUGAGGAUGAGGAUGAGGAUGAGGAUGAUGCUAGGAAACGACAACAAGGAAAACAAGAUCAAGAAAAACAACAUGAACCACCAAAGAAGAAACAGGAAGAGGAUAAUGAGAAGGAAGCAGAUCAACCAAAACAACACAAGCCAGCAGAGAAGAAACAAGACCAAGAUGAUAAAAAGCAGCAUGAUUUAUUGGAGAAAGAGCAGCCAUCUACAAUACAGCCUAGUCAUGGAAAGCGAGAGCGACCUGAAGAGGAUGACAAAUCACAAGCUCAUGUCAAAAAGCAGGCGAGAAAAGGAAACGAGAAUCAUCAACCACGUGAUGUCAUGCAGAAUGGAUACAAAGAGGAUGUCAAUGCUGUACAACAUGGGAAUGAUUCCGACAAUCAAGGUACAUCGACGAGUGAGGUGCAUGAUCAGCUUGGUACAACAACACAGGAUAGGAUUACCAAAGAGGAAAAGGACGUGCCUGCCAAGUUGGAACAAGAGUCGAGUCAUGUCGCAGAGGAAUCCAAUGUUGAACAGCAUCAAGAAGAAGACCAUCAAGAGGAGAGGAAACAAAACGGAGUACAACAUGGUUUGUUUGACACCGAGGAUGAUCGCACAUUACCGAAACCUUGGCAGUCGAUCGUAUCAAGUCGUGGAUAUGUUUAUUAUUAUAAUACUGAAACUGGGCUGAGCACAUGGGAAAGACCAAAAGCACCACCACCAUCAAUACCAGCACCCCCUGUGGAAGAAGACGACACUACGACAAAAGAGACUUCAUCAUCGCAUACCGAUCAGCAUAAUAAGGAUACUCUUACCACUCCCACCACUAUCACAGUUGCUCCCACAAGCUCCUCUCCAUCAUCGUCAUCAUCCAUAGACAAGGAAAAACAGAGUCAACCUGAAAAGGAAAAGGAAGUGCAUACCGCCAGCAAUCAGCAGCAGCAGCAACAGCAACAGCAACGUGAUGUGGAAAAACCGAUAUCAGCUCCUCGUGAUCCUCGACUUCGCAAAGGAGAAACAGAAAGAAAAAAGUCGCCAACAACAUUGUCGUCGUCGUCUUCGUCUUCUUCAUUGCGUCGAUCGACCAAUGACAGUUCCCUUCGUGAUCGCCCCCAUUCUUCUUCCUCUCCUCGCGCCACCACCCCCACCACCAACGACAAGCGAUAUCGCAAUGAUCGAUAUUACGACCCUUAUUCAUAUCCUCGCUCCCACAUGGAUUCCUAUCGCCCCAACUAUGGCUCUAGAUACAAUUCCUCUUCACGGCGACGAGAUGACUAA
This is a messenger RNA of Lichtheimia ornata, 2613 nucleotides long. RefSeq lists its product as uncharacterized. The transcript has a single exon. Gene Ontology annotation, molecular function: protein binding. The record is from RefSeq and is a predicted model, not a curated record. NCBI's taxonomy places the organism in Eukaryota, Fungi, Mucoromycota, Mucoromycetes, Mucorales, Lichtheimiaceae. Bases 1 to 2613 code for a protein of 870 amino acids.